Messenger RNA from Pogona vitticeps (central bearded dragon), 1349 nucleotides. The record is from RefSeq and is a predicted model, not a curated record. Lineage: Eukaryota; Metazoa; Chordata; Lepidosauria; Squamata; Agamidae.
UGUCCGUUGGCUCAGAAUCGCAAGGGCAUAUUUGUAGGAAAGAAGGCUUUCUAUAUCUUUCCAUUAGAUGUUGAGAAUCAACAGCUUUAAUUAUCCUUGUGUCCGUUGGCCUAUUCCUGUGGAGCUCCUGAACUGAACCCAGCCAAUUCCAAAAACAUCUGCUUCACAGGAAACACAGGUGGUUUCGUUAUCUCUACUCCUAGAGAGGCCAUAAUAGCAUUCUAGCACGUGUGCAACACAUCAUGUUUGGUCCAAAUUCUGUCGUCCUCAAUGGUUCUUCUGACAGAAAUGCCAGGCUAUGGAACGCGGAAGCAAAUCUGGCAGGGAGCUUUGGACACGCAAACCGAUGGAACUUGAAAAAGCCAUCCAAAAGUCCAUGGAGUCACGUCCGAGGUGAAACCAAAGAGAAUAAAAAGAAGAAGGGAUCAACCAAGCAACCAGUAUUAUUCAGUCUAGAUGAACCUCUCAGAAAUACUGACCAAGAGACUGCAGAGCCACCAAAGCAUGAGAGCGGCAGCGACAGCGCAAAGAGCAACAAAAUUGAGCCUAAGGAGGACAAGCAGCCACAGGAGCCUCAGCUACCCAGAAUUGAUCAGCCUCAACAAUCGUCUUCCUGUUCAACCCUUCCAGAAGACACAACACAAAGCCGGGUGGCAACACCACCCCUAAUACAAAGGAAGCACGAGAGCCUUUUCAAGCACAAUCUGGAAGAAGGACUCCUGAAAAGAAUAGCAAGGCGGAAAAUUCGUCGGCAGGAGAUGGAGACUUUAACCUUGCCCAGCAACUUACCCAUGACUUCACGGAUGGUUAGCAAAGGGCUUGUUUGCACCACGGAGUCUGACUUGAAGUCUAUGCAGCUGACCUUCCCGGAGUUAGAGGAAGAGACUGUAGAAGAACCCCAAGCCAAAGACAGGAAGAAGCCACUCACCCGAACCAGAAAGCCGAUGCUGCCUCCUUUGAUUAAACCAUCCAGAUCCCGGUUCUCUGAAAAUAAGAAGACUUCGGGCUGCUGUCUUCCUUCAGUCCCCACGGUCCCUGCCUCUGCAUCACUCAAGUGGGGAAAGUACUAGUAUCUUUUAAAGCAAGCCUGCAUGGUUGCCAUCAAAGGAUUUGGAAGGGUCUGUUCUGGAGAACUUGGAUAUGACGCACAAGCUUUCAUUCACUCUGAAGCCAGGCGCUUCUUGGAUUUCUCCCAGGAAGAACAUUGACAUACAUGGUAUCAAAACGGCAAAACACAGAGAAAAAGAAUACUCAGUAUACACAGUAUACCUUUUAGUCUAUUCAUUGUCAUAUAAAGAAGUGAUACAAAACAAAAGAGAGAUUAUUUUUUAAAAAAUGAAUGUACCUGC